GCGGGGUGGGUUCAACUUUCACCGUCUUCUUGUCUAUCCUUCAGAACGGCCAUGAUUUCCCAGUUCUUCAUUCUGUCUUCCAAGGGGGAUCCGCUCAUCUAUAAAGACUUCCGAGGGGAUAGUGGUGGUCGUGAUGUGGCCGAGCUCUUCUACCGGAAGCUGACGGGACUGCCUGGAGGCGAAUCCCCGGUUGUCAUGGUAACUACUGUGGCAGGCGAGCAGGGGCUUAGAACUUAUCAUGAUGAUCGUCACUUUAUUCACAUCAGACACAGUGGUCUGUAUUUGGUGGCCACAACUUCAGAAAAUGUCUCUCCUUUCAGCCUCCUGGAGCUACUUUCCAGGUUAGCCACUCUCUUGGGUGACUACUGUGGCUCACUCAAUGAGGGGACCAUCUCACGGAAUGUGGCGCUUGUCUACGAACUCCUGGAUGAAGUGCUGGAUUAUGGCUAUGUGCAGACUACGUCCACAGACAUGCUGAGGAACUUCAUCCAAACUGAAGCUGCGGUCAGCAAGCCUUUCAGCCUCUUCGACCUCAGCAGCGUCGGUCUGUUUGGGGCAGAGACGCAGCAGAACAGAGUGGCCCCAAGCAGUGCAGCCAGCCGCCCUGUCCUGUCCAGUCGUUCUGACCAGAGCCAAAAGAAUGAAGUGUUUUUAGAUGUGGUCGAAAGGCUGUCUGUACUGAUUGCAUCUAAUGGCUCCUUGUUGAAGGUGGAUGUCCAAGGAGAGAUCCGGCUCAAGAGCUUCCUCCCCAGCAGUUCUGAGAUAUGCAUUGGCUUAACAGAAGAGUUUUGUGUUGGAAAGUCAGAACUGAGAGGUUAUGGGCCAGGGAUUCGAGUUGAUGAGGUGUCAUUCCAUAGCUCUGUCAAUCUAGAUGAGUUUGAAUCUCAUCGGAUCCUCCACCUGCAGCCGCCUCAGGGCGAGCUGACUGUGAUGAGAUACCAGCUCUCUGAUGACCUCCCCUCACCACUUCCCUUCCGGCUGUUUCCCUCUGUACAAUGGGACCAAGGCUCAGGCCGGCUCCAGGUUUACCUGAAGUUACGGUGUGACCUGCCCCCAAAGAGCCAAGCUCUCAACAUUCAUCUGCACCUUCCCCUGCCUCGAGGGGUCGUCAGCCUGUCUCAGGAACUGAGCAGCCCAGAUCAGAAGGCAGAGCUGGGAGAAGGAGCCCUUCACUGGGACCUGCCCCGGGUACAAGGAGGUUCUCAACUCUCUGGCCUUUUCCAGAUGGAUGUCCCUGGCUUGCAGGGACCUCCCAGCCGUGGGCCGUCCCCCUCAGCACCCCCCUUGGGGCUGGGUCCUGCCAGCCUCUCCUUUGAACUCCCUCGGCACACAUGCUCUGGCCUCCAGGUUCGAUUCCUCAGACUGUCCUUUAGCGCCUGUGGUAAUGCCAACCCUCACAAGUGGGUUCGACAUCUAAGCCACAGCAACGCCUACGUAAUUCGGAUUUGAAUCUCCUCAAAGAAGGAUAUGGAUAGCAACGUCAGAGGCAUUUUCUUUCUUGUGACUUUGGAUCUGGACAGGAAGGUUCCACAGACUCACCCCUUCUGUUUUGUGACACAGGGAGGCUCACAAACUUACAAAUCCAACUUUUAUUCUGAGGAACUUACUGUACAGUAUCUAAAAAGAAAGUCACUGGGGAAAACAUCUUUCUCCUUCCUUCCUCACACAUUGUUUGUGUGUGUAGGAAUCUGCAGAAGAGAGAAGGUCAGCACAUGUGACAAUAUCACAGAGCAGGUUGGGGAGAGCUAGGUCCAGUAGGCUGGGAGCCAUUAGCCUUUGGAGUCCCUGGAGCUGGAGGGGGGCUGUCCCCAGUUUCCUGCUUCCCCCCACAGAGGGCACUGCCCCCAAGUGGAGAUGGUGAAGAAGAUGAAGGUGGGACUGGAGAAGGAUGAGAAGGAGGGCCUCCUUUGCCUUCCCCUGUUGGGGGAAGAGAGACCACAAUGUAUUUCUGAACACUGCCAGGACCAGCAGGGGCUGUGCUUGGGGGUGCAGUGGUAGCAGUGGAGACCAGCUUGACAAUGGGCUGCACGCUGGGAACUGUGGUGGUGACAGGAGAGGUAGUGGUAGAGCCUGAACCAGGAGCUGAGGUGCUGAGGGACAGGACCUGAGGGAGAAAGGAGGGCCUUGGGUCAGGUUGUCCUUGCUUCCCCUAGAAUCUUCUUCCAGGUACCUGCUGUUGACCCUUGCCCUCUGCUCCCACCUUCCCUUGUAGUCCCCAGUGAAUGCAUGGUCAAGAUUGCUGCUAGCUCGAGGCCUCCAAGAUCCUGAUAAGUGGCUCUAGUACCGUAUGAGUUUGAGCCUGAAAGGAUUAGGUCACAACUUGGAGGUUUCCCCAGUGUGCUCCUCACAUCCUGGCUAUACAUACCUGCUGGGUUGAUGAGGCACUGGAAGAUGAGGACAUUACAAUAAACUUGGUUGGAGGAGGAGAAGGCUGAGGAGGGGCAGCAGCUCUUGCAGACACCAGUGUCUGGACAGGCAAGGCAAUAGAGCCAGGGACCUUCAAUAAGCCAGGGGUACGAGGGCCUGGCUGAGGGGCCUGUGAGAGGGUCAGUGUGGGCCGAGGCUAUGAAGAGACACAGGAAGAAAAUGUUAACACUAGGGGUAGGAGUGGGGUCCAGUCCCCUGAGACUGCUGUCUGUGGCAAGUCCCUGUACGUUUCCUGUCAGCCUCCUCCCUCACAGCUGACCUGUGUGAUGGUGAGUGUGGUCCUGUUGACCUGCUGAGCUUGAAGAGCGGCCUGGGCCCUGGCCUUCACCACAUGGGAGCAGAGAAGGGGCCCAAGGGACCCAAAUUCUCCCCGGUAGGCAUCCUGAUUGUCAGGUGGAGGGCGCAGCUUCGCCAAUACUGGGGCACAGUGUUUCUGUAGAGGAGGCAGAGUGAGGGCUGGUAUCCUUCCGCAAAGGUGAGAGAGGAGCUCAUUCACUGCUGCUGUUAGAAGCCACAGUGAAAAGCUAUGGUUCUACAGGGAAUGCAUCAGAGCUGGGUGUGGUGGUUCAUGCUUGUAGGUCUAGCAUUUGAGCUGAAGCAGGAAGAUCACUGGGUUCUAGGCUAGCCUGAGCAGGUGGCAUAUCUCAAAAGUGAGGGCCAAGGAGAAUACAGCUCAUUGGUAGAAUGCUGUGCAAGCAUGCAUGUGGCCCUAGGUCCAAUUCCCAGCAGAAAAACAACAACAAAAAGAAUGGGGGUCGGGGAGGACUGGAGAGGGAGCAGAGGUGUAGAGCGUCCGCUCAGAGGGCAGUUGUUCACUACCCUCUUGGACUCCAGAUUUGUCACCUUCCUCUGGCUUCUGUGGGCACCUGUAACCAUGGUGCACAUUCUUACACAUACAAAACAAUGUUUUACAAAUAAAAAGGAAUGAUUUCAGUGGAUAUGGUGGUGCAUUCCUGUAAUCUCUGCACUCAGAAGAGAGGUGACAGGAUGGCCACCAGGCCAGUGUGCUGCACAAGUUCUAGGCUAGCCAAGGCUAUACAGCAAGAUCACAUCUAUAGGAGUCAACAAAUUGAAAAUUAAGACUGUUUCCUUCCAUAAGGAUCAACUGAUAUGAACAGGAUUUCCUGUAUCUGCUGAUGACAUAUAUGGUGGUCAUAUGCCUUGUGUGGUGGGAGCUGUAGGGUGAGACAAGCAGGAUGAGGCAGUGCAGUCCAGAAGUUACUGACUACCAAGGCUUUCUGUUUGAGCCUAGCUUUCCAUGUGCACAACAGUGCCGGCCUCUCAAGAAUAAAAGUAAGAUGUGCCUCGUGCUUGCUAAA
This is a messenger RNA of Rattus rattus (black rat), 3746 nucleotides long. RefSeq names its product adaptor related protein complex 4 subunit mu 1 (gene Ap4m1). Lineage: Eukaryota; Metazoa; Chordata; Mammalia; Rodentia; Muridae. Gene Ontology annotation, biological process: protein targeting; Golgi to lysosome transport. The record is from RefSeq and is a predicted model, not a curated record. The transcript is spliced from 15 exons. Gene Ontology annotation, cellular component: cytoplasmic vesicle; clathrin adaptor complex; trans-Golgi network. The coding region runs from base 52 to 1449 and encodes 465 amino acids.